UCGGGCCAUGGUGGGGCAGAGGUUGGGAAGAUGGCGUGGCGCGGCUGGGCACACAGAGGAUGGGGCUGUGGCCAGGCGUGGGCUCAGCCGGCGGGCGGCCGCAGCUGCGAGGAGCUCACUGCGGCCCUGGCCCCGCCGCGACUGCUCGGACGCAGGUUUAACUUUUUUAUUCAGCAAAAAUGUGGAUUCAGAAAAGCACCCAGGAAGGUUGAACCUCGAAGGUCAGACACAGGAACAAGUGGUGAAGCAUACAAGAGAAGUGCUUUGAUUCCUCCUGUAGAAGAAACAGUCUUUUAUCCUUCUCCCUAUCCUGUAAAGACCCUUGUAAAGCCCUUGUUUUUUACUGUUGGGUUUACAGGCUGUGCAUUUGGAUCAGCUGCUAUUUGGCAGUAUGAAUCACUGAAAUCCAGGGUCCAGAGUUAUUUUGAUGGUAUAAAAGCUGAUUGGCUGGAUAGCAUAAGACCACAAAAGGAAGGAGACUUCAGAAAGGAGAUUAACAAGUGGUGGAAUAACCUAAGUGAUGGCCAGCGGACUGUGACAGGUAUCAUAGCAGCAAAUGUUUUUGUAUUCUGUUUAUGGAGAGUACCUUCUCUACAGCGGACAAUGAUCAGAUAUUUCACAUCUAACCCAGCCUCAAAGGUCCUUUGUUCUCCAAUGUUGCUGUCAACAUUCAGUCAUUUCUCCUUGUUUCACAUGGCUGCAAAUAUGUAUGUUUUGUGGAGCUUCUCCUCCAGCAUAGUGAACAUUCUGGGCCAGGAGCAGUUCAUGGCAGUUUACUUAUCUGCAGGUGUUAUUUCCAAUUUUGUCAGUUAUAUAUGUAAAGUCGCCACAGGAAGGUAUGGACCAUCACUUGGUGCAUCAGGCGCGAUCAUGACCGUGCUUGCUGCUGUCUGCACGAAGAUCCCGGAAGGGAGGCUCGCCAUUAUCUUCCUUCCAAUGUUCACAUUCACAGCAGGGAAUGCCCUAAAAGCCAUUAUUGCCAUGGAUACAGCAGGAAUGGUCCUGGGAUGGAAAUUUUUUGAUCAUGCGGCACAUCUUGGGGGAGCGCUCUUUGGAAUAUGGUAUAUUACUUACGGUCAUGAACUCAUUUGGAAGAACAGGGAGCCUCUAGUGAAAAUUUGGCAUGAAAUGAGGACUAACAGCCCCAAAAAAGGAGGCGGCUCUAAGUAAAACUGGGAUUGGAUGAGACUGGUGCGUGUGGCCCCUGCUGCCUGGAGAGCCCCAGGAACACAUCGGCCCUGGAGCGACCACAUCUUUGCUCCUGCCUGGAAGACACCCGGCAUCUAGCUUUCCCAGUAUUUUAAACUCUGUCCCCAGUACAUGUCUUAUUAGAAAGUGAAUUAUGACAAAGUUGUGAAAUAAAGGUUUCUAUCUCUAGUUUGUA
Messenger RNA from Neomonachus schauinslandi (Hawaiian monk seal), 1384 nucleotides. RefSeq names its product presenilin associated rhomboid like (gene PARL). Gene Ontology annotation, molecular function: serine-type endopeptidase activity. The record is from RefSeq and is a predicted model, not a curated record. The transcript has 10 exons. Bases 31 to 1170 code for a protein of 379 amino acids. Gene Ontology annotation, cellular component: membrane. NCBI's taxonomy places the organism in Eukaryota, Metazoa, Chordata, Mammalia, Carnivora, Phocidae.